CUCUUGCCUUUCCUGGCUGACUCGUUAAACCCACGGAACGAGCCGCCACAGGGAGCUCAGUGUUCGCGCACUCAGUCAAAUGGUUGCGGAGCCCUCCUGAUUCGGGGCCCAGGCAGUGGCCUAGGCAGUGACCGCAGCAGGCAAAUCCCGUCCUAAGGGAACUGCUUGGGGAAGAUUCGAGACGGUGGUUACAUAGAACCCCAGUCAGUGCUCUAAGGGAGUCCUGUGGGAGUCGCAGGAGAACGCUGUGACUAAAACAAUAAGACCUAAUGUUUGAGAUACGCAAACGUCUCCUUUCAUUUUGUGAUUUAAAGGUAGAGACAGGCAGCGUGGAAGAAUGUGUGGGCGAACAUCCUGUCACUUACCUAGAGAUGCUCUCACAAGAGCUUGUGCUUAUCGGGAUCGGCAAGGCCAGCAGCGGCUCCCGGAGUGGAGGGACCCUGAUAAGUACUGCCCUUCUUACAACAAGAGUCCUCAGUCCAGCAGCCCGGUGCUCCUGUCUCGACUGCACUUCGAGAAGGGCUCAGAUUCAUCUGAGCGUGUCAUUGCUCCCAUGAGAUGGGGCCUGGUCCCAUCUUGGUUCAAAGAAGAUCAUCCUUCCAAGCUGCAGUUCAGCACUACCAAUUGUCGUAGUGAUACCAUGAUGGAGAAACGGUCAUUCAAGGUACCUCUGGGAAAGGGAAGACGCUGUGUCAUUUUAGCAGAUGGAUUCUAUGAGUGGCAGCGAUGUCAGGGAAUAAGCCAGAAGCAGCCAUACUUCAUCUAUUUCCCCCAAAUCAAGACAGAGAAGGUAUCAUCAUCAACACAGUGUAUAUUUGGAAAGUCAGGCAGCAUUGGUCUCAUAGACAGUCCUGAGAACUGGGAGAAAGUCUGGGACAACUGGAGGCUGCUGACAAUGGCUGGGAUCUUUGACUGCUGGGAGCCUCCAGAGGGAGGAGACCUCUUGUAUUCCUAUACCAUCAUCACAGUGGAUUCCUGCAAAGGCUUGAAUGGCAUCCACCACAGGAUGCCUGCCAUAUUAGAUGGAGAGGAGGAAGUCUCUAAAUGGCUUGACUUUGAUGAGGUCUCAACUCAGGAAGCUCUGAAGUUGAUCCACCCCACAGAAAACAUCGCCUUCCAUCCGGUCUCUCCUGUGGUGAACAACUCAAGAAACAACACUCCUGAGUGUCUGGCCCCUGUCGACUUGGUGGUCAAAAAGGAGCUCAAGGCAAGUGGCAGCAGCCAGAAGAUGUUGCAAUGGCUGGCCACAAAGUCACCCAAAAAGGAAAACCCAAAAACAACCAAGAAGGAAGAGUCAGAUGUGCCCCAGUGGUCCAGCCAGUUCCUGCAGAACCGCCCAUUCCCCACCAAGAGAAACAGUGCAGGACUUCUGGAGCGAUGGCUGAAGCGAGAGGAGGAGGAGGAGCCUGUGGCCAAGUGGCCUCACAGCCAGUAACAUGGGACUUUCAGAGACCAUGGUCUGCUGUACUAAAUACUGUUGCUGAUAACAGGUUCUUGCAUUGUGUGUAUGUGUGUGUGUGCUUUGGAAAAAGGUGGCACAGUGCUAGUUGAUAGUUGUGGGCUCCUGGUGGAAGUGGCUAUCCUAGCCAUGACUAGGAACCCACAGUGGGGCUGAUGGGGCAGUGUUGGAAAAGGCAAGUCCUCUGCCAUCACCAGCCCCGGAGGCCCCAUGGGGUGCUGUGCUUGCUGCCCUUUCCUUGUAGGGCUGGUGGAGUUUGGAAGUCUGAUUCUACUGGGAGAUCUCAGCCCUAACUUGGUACUCCUAGCAAGAGGCUAUUUUCUGCUCAAGCCUCUGGUCUCUUUCUGUCUUUUAGAAUUAAGUUCUUAAAAUGUACUUUUUCUGAAUAAAUUAUAUUUGAUAAACUUC
This is a messenger RNA of Galeopterus variegatus (Sunda flying lemur), 1867 nucleotides long. RefSeq names its product 5-hydroxymethylcytosine (hmC) binding, ES cell-specific (gene HMCES). Lineage: Eukaryota; Metazoa; Chordata; Mammalia; Dermoptera; Cynocephalidae. The transcript has 6 exons. Gene Ontology annotation, molecular function: single-stranded DNA binding. The record is from RefSeq and is a predicted model, not a curated record. The coding region runs from base 338 to 1435 and encodes 365 amino acids. Gene Ontology annotation, biological process: DNA damage response.